Messenger RNA from Drosophila subobscura, 1301 nucleotides. Its product is annotated as putative gustatory receptor 59b. The coding region runs from base 180 to 1301 and encodes 373 amino acids. Lineage: Eukaryota; Metazoa; Arthropoda; Insecta; Diptera; Drosophilidae. Gene Ontology annotation, biological process: sensory perception of taste. The transcript is spliced from 2 exons. Gene Ontology annotation, cellular component: dendrite; neuronal cell body; membrane. Gene Ontology annotation, molecular function: sweet taste receptor activity. The record is from RefSeq and is a predicted model, not a curated record.
GGGCCACACUCACUUCGUUUGUAUAGCAAUAAGGUGUUUUAUCUGUUUGCUUCUAGCGAUUAAAUGGCUGGUUCCAAGAUAAUCACAAUUUAGAUAAUUAAUGCACACCACUGCAGCGAAUUGCAGCAAUUCAGUUGCCCGGGCAGACCCAAACGGAGCAGUUCACUCGGCACAGGACAAUGGUGCGACUUUUGCUGCUGGAUAUCUUCCAAUGGUUCGGCUUGCUACUUGGCUUGACUUCGUACAGACGGAUCGACGAUAGAUUUAUACAAACCCGGAUAGCCAGAGCUUACGCUCUGAUCAUCAACAUCUUCUCGGUGGCAAUGCAGCCAAUGGCUUUUCUACGCUUGGCCAACUCUGUGUCGGUGGAUGCCUGGCUGCCGCGUUGCAUGUGGAUUACUCCCUACGUCCUCUAUGCGGUAAAUUAUGCUGUCAUCGUCCACACUUUGAUCUUGCGUGGCUAUCGGGACAGAAUACAGCUAGAGCUACACAAAUUUAAUGUUCAAUUGAAGCACGAGAUGGGCCGAACACAAAACAAAGUGAACCUCAAGCUGCGGAGGCUUUUCUAUACAAAAACCUUAACUACGUUGUAUCUGUUGCUGUGCACUAUUCUGGAAGUCCUUCUGUUUAAUGAAGACUACUCGACGACCGCAAUUUUCGACUUAAUUCUAACUUACUAUGGCUCCCUUAUUUUGAUUUCGUCUACCCACUGCUACUUUGUGUCGCUCUGGCAAGUUGCUCGUGGAUAUGAUUUCCUGCACCAGCAACUGGAGGAGCUCAUCUCCACACGGUCGCCGCUCACAUCUGGCUACACCGAGGAGCUGCGCAGUCUGUGGUCGCUUCACGCCAGCCUCAGCCGGACAGCGCAGAAGAUAAACAGGAUCUACGGUCGCCAGAUGUUGGCCUCACGUUUCGACUACAUUAUAUUCUCCGUGAUCACCAGCUACACUGCCAUUAUCUACACGCUUAGUGACCCGGGUCCUCUAUUUGCCAAGUACUUUGGUGCUUUCUAUGGCAUACGCACACUGGACUUCUUUAUGACCGAUUAUAUAUGCGAUUUGAUGUGUGAGUACCAGCGUAUGCCGAAGGACACCGUUAGCGAGGUCAGCGUCAUGUCCAAUGAGCUCAGUUCUUAUGUGAUCUACCAAAACAGCAUGCAUCUGAACUUGAGGGUUUGCGGUCUCUUCCCAGCCAAUCGAAAACAGUGGCUCAACAUGAUGGGAGCUAUCCUGUGCCACUCCAUAAUGCUUCUGCAGUACCACCUGAUGAUGACAGCCAAGCCAGACUUACAAAACAAAUAA